Linum trigynum is the source of this 1266-nucleotide messenger RNA. The record is from the annotation of a GenBank genome assembly. Lineage: Eukaryota; Viridiplantae; Streptophyta; Magnoliopsida; Malpighiales; Linaceae.
AAUUAUAAGUGAGAUAUAUUUAUUAAUCUACUCAAAAUCUUAAACGCCGUUAAAUAUUUGAUCUAACAAACCUAUAAAUUAUCAAUAAAUUAUAUUGUUAUUUAUUAACUUAUUAACUACUAGUUGAACUGACUCACUAACCACGUUGUAUAAAGAAGCGGUGGAAGAAAAACAUAAAGAAGCGGAUUAACGGUGACCUACAGUUGGGCCGGGCCAACAGGCCCAUUUAGUAAAAAGACUUUACUAGGGAAGACUUUACCAAAAGCGGCCCAAUUUCUUCACCGUGUUGAUAAUUCUUGUGCUGCGAAAGGUUUGCUUAACGAAGGAAACGAAGACGACGAACGAACGAUCAUCCUUGUUGGGACAUUUGCAGAGCUUCGUGAAAAGCCAGAAAGUCGGUCAGAUUUCCAUUUCAGCCGGGAAGUUUUCUCCUCUCUGUUCGCCGUCGGGAACCUCAUCCACCGAAAUCCAUGUCGAAUCUCUAUAGAGGGGUAUCGAGGAAGGAUAAGCCGAGAUCCCGUCAUCAUGGUGGGUUAACCCAGCAGAAGAAGCAAGAAAUCAAGGAAGCAUUUGAUCUAUUUGACACUGAUGGCUCAGGGACUAUUGAUGCUAAGGAGCUGAACGUUGCCAUGAGGGCACUCGGCUUCGAAAUGACAGAAGAGCAAAUCAAUCAAAUGAUUGCAGACGUGGACAAGGAUGGCAGUGGCUCAAUCGACUUCGAUGAAUUCGUGCACAUGAUGACGGCCAAAAUUGGAGAAAGGGAUACUAAAGAAGAACUCAUGAAAGCAUUCCGCAUCAUUGACAAUGAUAAAAAUGGGAAGAUAUCGGCCGAUGACAUUAAGCGAAUAGCAAAAGAACUUGGUGAGAGCUUCACCGACAGAGAGAUCCAAGAGAUGGUUGAUGAAGCUGACAGAGAUCGGGAUGGAGAAGUGAACAUUGAGGAAUUCCUGAGGAUGAUGAGAAGAACAUCGUACCACUACUGAUGCUUCCGACGAUGAAUUUAUGCUUUUGCUCUUUAAUCAUUUUCCUGUUGCACUAUAUACAUGUGUUUGUACAAACCGGAUAUAACAUCGACAUAUCUUAUGUAAGAGAUCUAUGGGCUCUACUCUAUCUAAGCUUCUUCAAGCUGUUGACACUACUACAUAAUGUAUUUCUGAGUUUUAUGCGUCAUUCAGUUCAGAGAUCUGUGGAUGUUUUGAGAAGUUUAUGAUUAGCACAUCAAUUUCUCUUACGUUCUUUGAAAAAAAAUAAAAAAAAUCUGCGUUU